AUUGAUAAACUGCGAGUUGAUUAGAUAAAAUCAUGGCUGCGUGUCAUCCAACACCUGCCGUUCAGCGGCUGCAGUUGCAGGAUUCGACUCGGAUCGGUUACGGAGCAACGAUUAAUGGCAUAGGCGCGCACGGAAGUCAGAAGGCGCUUCAACAAUCGACUACCUAUCCGCCGCAUCUGCUUAACUGGGUCUACUUGGCCAUCGCCGAGCAAAAUCCGUCGCAACCAUCCGAUCAGAGCAAACUACUGCCCACAGUCUGGAACAAUUUUCCUGGCGCUACGUCGCACACUUAUCUGCAUCAGGGCGCGUUGAAUCCGUCCGGAGUCAUCAGACCCAUGAGAAAUAGCAUGGAGAGCAUCACGGAUUUAGCGGAGCACUUUACCGACUUGGCUUUAAAUGAUAGAAAACCGAUGAAGAGACCACCGUCAACGUACCUAUGUCACUUGUGCUUCAACAAGGGACAUUACAUCAAGGACUGCCCGCAGGCGCGACCAAAGGGCGAGGGCCUGACACCGUAUCAAGGCAAGAAACGCUGCUUCGGCGAGUACAAGUGUUCCAAGUGCAAACGCAAGUGGAUGUCGGGCAACAGCUGGGCUAAUAUGGGUCAGGAGUGCAUCAAAUGUCACAUAAACGUCUAUCCUCACAAGCAGGUGAGUCAGAGGCCGUUGGAAAAACCCGAUGGUCUGGACGUAUCCGAUCAAAGCAAGGUCCAUCCUCAACAUCUCUGCGAGAAGUGUAAAACGCUGGGCUAUUAUUGCAGACGCAGCGCAAUAGUGACUUAACGAUACUCGCUGGCUUAUUCCGUCCGACUUGCACCCUGAAGAGAAGAGAGAAAACGGUUUCUCUUGCGAUGAACCAGGAAAAAGACAAUCCACGUACGUCGGGCAUGCCCGAGCGUACAGUUUGAACAUGGAUCAAAAAUCAUGUAUAGCGCUAAAGAGGAAAACAAUUCUGUAUAUUUUUAUGUACACACUUAUAUAUAUAAAUAAUAUAUGACUAAAGAUUUUUUACGCCGCACGCGAUCCUGGAUCACGAUCGAUGUGUGGAAAAGCGUGGAGUAUUCGAGUCACACGCGUUCUAUUUACGGGCGAUUAGUGAACGCUGUCGCGUUCAUGAAAUAAGGAAACGAGGACAUCAUUCUCAGGGAUAUGUAAUAAAGUGUUUCGCCUCUAAAUGAACCGAUAAUUAUAAUCUUAAACGGGCGAGUGACCAAAAAGGCGAGUGGCGUCUCUACUCGAGGAAGAAGGCCGACUAGAAUUAUUAUUUAGCGAAACAAAAUAUUUUUGUUCGCAUGUUUAUAUGGAUAUUUUAAUUUUAUAUGCAAAUCAGUGCGCUCGGCGAGAGCGCAUUAAAUGCGACGUCGAUACGAUCUUGUUCGCCGGAUAUUCCGGAUUUUCGGAUUCCAGGGACGUAUGAACAUGAUGCAUGUAUAAAUCUCUUAUUAUUCAAUAUAUUAUUUGCAUAUGUACAGAU
Ooceraea biroi (clonal raider ant) is the source of this 1473-nucleotide messenger RNA. Its product is annotated as zinc finger CCHC domain-containing protein 24. The record is from RefSeq and is a predicted model, not a curated record. NCBI's taxonomy places the organism in Eukaryota, Metazoa, Arthropoda, Insecta, Hymenoptera, Formicidae. Gene Ontology annotation, molecular function: nucleic acid binding; zinc ion binding.